This is a messenger RNA of Gopherus evgoodei (Goodes thornscrub tortoise), 1253 nucleotides long. Its product is annotated as olfactory receptor 1009-like. The record is from RefSeq and is a predicted model, not a curated record. NCBI's taxonomy places the organism in Eukaryota, Metazoa, Chordata, Testudines, Testudinidae. Gene Ontology annotation, cellular component: membrane. Gene Ontology annotation, biological process: G protein-coupled receptor signaling pathway. Gene Ontology annotation, molecular function: olfactory receptor activity; G protein-coupled receptor activity.
AUGCCAAUGAAAAAUCAAACCACAAUGACUGAAUUUAUUCAUCUGGGACAUUCCAGUGACUCACAGUUGCAGAUUUUCAUCUUCUCGGUGUUUUUAGUUAUUUACUUAAUCACUCUGAGUGGUAACAUAAUGAUCAUGCUGGUGAUAAGAGCUGAUUCUCACCUUCACACCCCUAUGUACUUCUUCCUAUUCCAUUUAUCCUUUGUUGAUAUCUGCUGUUCCUCAGUCACGGUGCCUAAUGCGCUGAGGAACUUUCUAGCAGUGCACAAAACUAUUUCUGUCAAUGGCUGCAUUGCUCAGAUGUUCUUCAUCCUCCUCUCAGGUGGUGCUGAAAUUCUCAUUCUCUCAGCCAUGGCUUAUGACCGCUACGCUGCCAUCUGUGACCCAUUGCGUUACAUGGAGAGAAUGAGCAACGGGAUCUGUGUUCAGCUGGUGAGUGGGGCAUGGGCAAUAAGUUUCUUCCAUGCCUUGCUUAACACUGUUUUUACCUUCAAGUUGCAUUUCUGUGGGCCCAAUCAAAUCAAUCAUUUCAGCUGUGAGCUCCCUCCUCUAUUACAACUUUUCUGCACUGACACCCUCACCAAUCAAGUGGUGCUUCUUACUUCUGUUCUGAUCCUUGGAUCAAGCUCUUUCCUUCUUACCCUGGUCUCCUACAUUCACAUCAUCUCCAACCUGAGGAUACACUCUGCAGAGGGCGGGCAUAAAGCCUUCUCCACUUGCAGCUCCCACCUGAUUGUGGUUGGCUUAUUUUACCUGACAGGUUUUCUCCAGUACACAAAAUCCAGUUCAGUCUCUUCUGUGGUGCUGGGUGAAAUAUUCUCCAUUCAAUACAGCGUCUUGACCCCCAUGAUAAACCCUAUUAUCUACAGCUUGAAAAAUAAGGAGUUGAAAACAGGUCUAGGGCAAAUGUUGGGGAAAUUGAAGUUUCUUUAGUAAUGUCAAUGAUCUUAAAUAAAUGACUUAUGUUUACAUCAGAGCAUAGAACUGUAGAUAACUUGUGUUUGGGAAAUUCUGAACUCAGGUAACUGAUGGACACGUUGGGACAAAACCUCAGUUAGUCUAAAUGAGUGUAGCUCCACUGAAGUUAGCGGGCCUGAUUCCUAGCUGUAUAAGAGUCACUGGAUCUUGGGUCUCCUAAAUCCGGAUGAGUGCUCUGAGCAGUAGGCUUUAGAGUCAUUCACACAUUUCUCCCUUUCUCUCCAUAACUCUUUAAUCUGGCUCACUGACUUCAGGGGAGCUAUGGCCAAUUUAUA